Olea europaea var. sylvestris is the source of this 1612-nucleotide messenger RNA. RefSeq names its product probable protein phosphatase 2C 27. Gene Ontology annotation, molecular function: cation binding; protein serine/threonine phosphatase activity. NCBI's taxonomy places the organism in Eukaryota, Viridiplantae, Streptophyta, Magnoliopsida, Lamiales, Oleaceae. Gene Ontology annotation, biological process: protein dephosphorylation. The record is from RefSeq and is a predicted model, not a curated record. Bases 666 to 1265 code for a protein of 199 amino acids. The transcript is spliced from 3 exons.
UCUGAACUUCUUCAUUUUAUCUUCUUCUCAAAUUAUAUUGUUCUCCUUUUUUGUUUCUGGGAUUUCUAGACUGGCCGAGGAGAGCAACAGAAAGAGGGAAAAAGAAAUCUAUGAGAAUUAUCUGUAUAUUUUUUGGUUAAUAUUAUAAUUUAUAUUUUAUUUUUGUUGAUUGGAUUUUUAUAAUUCUGUGGUUUGUUAGAUUUUUUAUUAAGAGUUUAUUUUUUUGGUUCCUGGAGUUGGUUUGAUCAAAUUCCUGUAGCUUAAGUAAGUUAUUUUUUUUAGGGGAAUUCUCUUCUACGAAUUGGUAGAAUUUGGUGAAAUUUUUGAAUUCUGAUCUAGGUUUUGGAUAUAUUUGAAAGGUCUGAUCUUGAAGUUGAUUGGAUUUUCAUAGUGUCGUAAUACAAGAUUUGUGGGUCUUUUUUUUAUUUAGCUUGUAUCUUUAGCCUCUGCAAAGAACUGAACUUGAUUAAUAUUAAGGUUCCUUUGGCAAUUCUCUUGGAGCUUCUUUUAGUUUACUCAUUCGAGUUACAACACACGUGGGGAUUGGGAAAUCUGAGGUUUGAGGGUUCGAACUUUAUCUGGUGUACUUGCAUUUUUAUCAGACAGGGAUCUUUUUAGUCAUUUAUAUUGUGUAAGGAACAUAAGUUGAUGUUUUCGGAAGCAACAUGGCUGCCGGGACUGAUUUUUCGCCUCUGUUUACUACCGUAGAAGGUGGUUAUAAUAGUGAUGAUAAUGUGGCUGCUGCUGAGAAAGAUGGUAUAGAUGAUUUGAGGAAAUCCUCGAAUGGUAAACCUCCGAGGAAUCUAUCUGUUGCACGGCAUUCUAUGAACACUACAACACUAGUCUCACCCUCUAAUUUGGAUUAUGAUCUUGGGGUGAUUGAAAUCAAGUCACCUUCAGAUGUAAAUUCAAGCUUCAUACCAGUUUUUCGAUCUGGAAGUUGUGCUGAGAAAGGACCAAAGCCAUACAUGGAGGACGACCACAUAUGCAUAGAUAAUUUGCCUCAACAUUUAGGCGAGAUUGCAGGUUUUCCUUCUCUUGGAGCUUUCUACGGGGUGUUUGAUGGUCAUGGAGGUACGGAUGCAGCAUCAUUCGUUAGGAAUAACAUUCUCAAGCUUAUAGUUGAAGAUUCGUGUUUCCCUGCUUGUAUAGAAAAAGCAAUUAAGAAUGCGUUUCUGAAAGCUGAUUAUGCAUUUGCUGAUGAUAGUUCCCUCGACAUAUCCUCUGGCACCACAGCCCUGACUGCAAUCAUAUCUGGAAGGUGAGACAUUGAAAUACUUUUCUUCUAUUAAUGCACUUGACUUGUAAUUCAUCAGAAGGGCUUUGCUAGAGGUACAUAAUUUUUUGUACAUAUGGGUGUCCACACCCUCGCAUGGGGUUCUAUACAAAAAUUAUUUACAAGUAGACUUUUCCUUAUCAAAAUAUGCCUCAACUUGGGAUUUGAGACAGUUGUGCAUGUAUGAAGUUCAAACAUACGACAUACCAAAUUUAUGCUAGCCUUUUCUAUUAAUCAAAAGGAAAAAUUAUGUAUACUGAUAUAACUGAGUUGCGGAGGAAAGAAAUAGAGGGAAGAGGACUUUGUAGUUUGUUUCAUUUUGUAUUUGCCUGUGUA